Molecule: messenger RNA, 1851 nt
Organism: Elaeis guineensis (African oil palm)
Lineage: Eukaryota; Viridiplantae; Streptophyta; Magnoliopsida; Arecales; Arecaceae
Product: ADP,ATP carrier protein 1, mitochondrial
Biological process (GO): mitochondrial ADP transmembrane transport; mitochondrial ATP transmembrane transport
Cellular component (GO): mitochondrial inner membrane
Molecular function (GO): ATP:ADP antiporter activity
Source: RefSeq, a predicted model, not a curated record
GUCGAUGCGUGUGUUGUCGUGCGAUGCAGGGUAGGACAAACCGUUUGUAGUAAAAACCCUAGGAUACCCAGUGGGAGCCCCCCUGCGCAUCUCUCGCCGUCCCUCCUAUUGGUCUCCUCUCCCUAUAAACGGGAGGCGCCGAGAUAGCUACUAGAGAUUAAAGGGUGGAGUUAGAGAGGGGGAGGGAGCCUUCGUCUGUCCCACUUCCGAAGGGUAGGCCAUCGCGGUCCCCUCUCUUCCUCUCUCGGUUUAUCUUUACUACAAGCCAUGGCUGAUCAAAUUAACCACCCAACUGUAAUCCAAAAGGUUACCGGCCAAUUUCAUCUCAGUUCCAGCUUUGCACAAGAUAUGCAGGUCCGCAGUUACAACUUCAGUAGGCCAUCUUUAUAUGGGAGGCACUUUACUUCUGCAAGCUUUGUCAACAAUGGCCUGCAAACUCCAUUUAUGCCUGCAUGCAAAGCUACCUGUGAUCUCUCCAUGGUGCCAUCUGUGUCACCUGUCUUUGCCCAUGCGCCUUCAGAAAAAGGUCUUACCAGCUUUGCAAUUGAUUUCCUUAUGGGUGGAGUCUCAGCUGCAGUUUCCAAAACUGCUGCUGCACCUAUUGAGCGUGUGAAACUUCUUAUCCAGAACCAGGAUGAGAUGAUCAAGGCAGGUCGUCUUUCUGAGCCCUACAAGGGUAUCAUGGACUGUUUCCGCCGAACUAUUAAGGAUGAAGGGGUUGUGUCUUUGUGGAGAGGGAAUGCCGCAAAUGUGAUCCGUUACUUCCCUACUCAGGCCCUAAACUUUGCUUUCAAGGAUUACUUCAAGAGGAUGUUUAAUUUUAAGAAAGAUAAAGAUGGAUACUGGAAAUGGUUUGCUGGCAACCUUGCUUCUGGUGGUGCAGCUGGUGCUUCUUCUCUACUAUUUGUCUAUUCACUGGACUAUGCCCGUACCCGUUUGGCAAAUGAUGCAAAAGCAGCAAAAAAAGGUGGUGAAAGACAAUUCAAUGGCCUCAUUGAUGUCUACCGGAAGACAUUGAAGUCUGAUGGCAUAGCUGGCCUCUACCGUGGAUUCAAUAUCUCAUGUGUUGGAAUUAUAGUUUAUCGGGGUCUGUACUUUGGAAUGUAUGACUCUUUGAAGCCAGUUGUUCUUACUGGAAAGUUGCAGGAUAGUUUCUUUGCUAGCUUUGCCCUGGGUUGGGUGAUCACAAAUGGUGCUGGACUUGCUUCCUACCCCAUUGACACUGUCCGCAGAAGAAUGAUGAUGACCUCAGGAGAAGCAGUGAAGUACAAGAGCUCCCUGGAUGCAUUCUCUCAGAUUCUGAAGAAUGAGGGGCCAAAAUCCCUUUUCAAGGGUGCGGGUGCCAACAUUCUCCGUGCAGUUGCCGGGGCUGGUGUGCUUGCUGGCUAUGACAAGCUGCAGCUGAUCGUCUUUGGGAAGAAGUAUGGUUCUGGUGGUGCUUAAGUUGGUGAUACCUUUUCUUUAGAUGGCGAUGACAACAAAACUAAUGUUUCUAUUUGAGAGUUUGUAUGCCUUCCCUCCGGUGAUGUUUUGUCAACCAUUUUAAUAAUUUUUUUUCGCAUUGGGAGAUUAUCCCCCAAUUUUUGGAGUGAUGUUCUCCCAAACCUUAAUCAUCAUUGUUAUAGUGGUGGGUUUGCCCAUUGAACAAGGAACAUCAGAAGUUUUAAAUUUUGUAUUCUUAUGGUGGUAUCUCAAAUUUAAAAUGACAUCAAUGCAGAUGCCAGUAAUUUGUUGCUGCUAUUCCCUUUGUUGCAGCGCUUAAAAUUUACUAUCGAAUAUGCAUUGUUCUCGCUGCAUUUGAACAGCAAGAAUUUAUCAAUUAUUUUUCCUGUUCUGUCGAUUUGGAACCAA